This is a messenger RNA of Arachis stenosperma, 819 nucleotides long. RefSeq lists its product as uncharacterized. The record is from RefSeq and is a predicted model, not a curated record. The transcript has 2 exons. Lineage: Eukaryota; Viridiplantae; Streptophyta; Magnoliopsida; Fabales; Fabaceae. Bases 1 to 819 code for a protein of 272 amino acids.
AUGGCUAACCCAAGAGGGGAAUGCAAAGCCAUAACUCUAAGAAGUGGGAAGGUUGUAGAGAAAGGAGCCCCAAGCAAAGAUAAUCACGAAGAGGCUACAUCAAAGUAUGGGAACGAGGAUGAAGGGGAGAUCCCAACUUUACCUUCACCAAAACCAGUUUUGAAGCUCUUUGUGCCAAAGGCACCAUACCCACAAAGAUUGAGAAAAGAUGGGAAGGAUGGCCAGUUUUCUAAGUUUCUAGAAAUCUUCAAGAGACUCCAAAUCAACAUACUAUUUGCUGAGGUAUUAGAACAAAUGCCACUCUAUGCCAAGUUCUUAAAGGAGCUUAUAACCAAAAAGAGGAACUGGAAGGCAAAGGAAACCAUAUUAUUGACUGAGGAAUGCAGCACCAUCAUACAGAGGAAGCUACCUCGAAAGCUGAAAGACCCAGGGAGUUUUCAAAUCCCCUGCAUCAUAGGGGACAUCACUAUUGAGAAAGCUUUGAUGAAGAUUGAGGAAGCCAAGCCAAAAAGAAUGGCACUCCAAUUGGCUGACAGAAUAUUUAAGUUUCCACAUGGGGUGGUGGAAGACUUGCUAGUAAAAGUAGGAGAAAUCAUUUUCCCUGCUGACUUUGUUGUGCUGGACAUGGAAGAAGAGGCCAACACGUCAAUUAUCCUAGGAAGAACAUUUCUAGCUACUGUUGGAGCCAUUAUUGAUGUGCAGAAAGGGGAACUAGUCUUGAGAUUGCAUGAAGAGAAAAUGAUCUUCAACGUUUUUAAAGCAAUGAUUUACCCCAAGAAAUCCAUAGAAGAAUGCAUGCUGGUAGACACCAUGGAAUAG